ACAAAUCGAGUGUUUUAAUCGCUUUCUUAUUGUUUGAUUUUUAAUUGUAUUCUUUGACCUCAUAAACAAAGAUAGAAAUAUUAGGGUAAAUUUGGAUUUAUGAAUGUGACAUUUGCAUAGAAAAUUAUAUGAGAUUAAUUAUGUAUAACUGUCCUUUUUAUGAUAUGGACAGUGGCUGAGACCAAAUGUUCUAUCUAAGCAAAGGAGAUGUAAGGGGCUGUGCGUUUUGAGAGAGUAUAAAAUAAAGGGAUGAUGGGAUAUCCGCGGGGGCUUACUUCCCGUCCUUGCUGAAACAAAACAAAAAACAAAAACAGUCCUUGCUGAAAUAAGAUCCCAUGGUCAUCUUGAAAAAGUGCAACAUUUAGUACUUUCGGCUUGUAUUCAAAUUGGAAACAUAAGGUGGGGGUUUGGGCAUGCAUAACGGAGUCAUAACUGAAGGUAUCAUUUUCAUGCAUCAACCACAGUCAUGUCAAAGAUUGCUUGUGUCUCCUGUACAGAUUCAGGCUGUCUCACGGCGCGGGGAGGAGUUUACCUCCUGCACCUGCACCUCCUCCGCCAGCCCGUUUCCGUGUCGUCACCUCUGGUGUUUGGCUGCCCCCUCCCUCCAUCCGCCUGGCCGCUUCUUCAUGAAGUGCUUUGUUAAACCAAACUCUCAGCAUCUUCCACAAACACCGCCUCGAGUAAAAUGCAGAGGAACGCGCGGCUGAUGAAGGACUGAGGCGCCACUGGAGAUGCGGAAGGAAGGAGGCAAGGCGACAGCCGGCAGCCCAGCAGGAGGAGACCGCGCAGCCGCGGCGCAGAAAGAACACGCUAUCACCCAGAAUGGCCACAACCCAGCGCAUACGGCGUCCCACGAUCAAGGGUUUGAUUCCCCUGGACCGGGUCCCAUUGUAGCUAACACUACCCCAAGGGAGCAGUGGGGCGGGAAGUAUGAGUUCCUGCUGUCCUGUAUUGGAUACUGCGUGGGCCUGGGCAACGUUUGGAGGUUCCCUUACCUUUGCUACCGCAAUGGAGGAGGUGUGUUUCUCAUCCCCUACUUCAUCAUGCUCUUUGUCGCGGGUGUUCCACUCUUCCUUAUGGAGCUGAGUUUAGGCCAGUAUGGUGCUGCUGGUCCAAUCACUGUGUGGAAAUGCUGCCCUCUGCUCAAAGGUAUUGGAAUUGGGAUGCUGUGUGUGUCCACGCUGGUUUGUCUCUACUACAAUGUCAUCAUAGCCUGGACGUUUUACUAUCUGGGCAGCUCCUUCCAGAGCCCUCUGCCUUGGUCAUGUGACGCCAUCGCCAAUGCAGCUGUCUGCAGCAACAACACUGCAGGCAACAGCUCCUCUGGUCGAGCUCGCACCCCCACAGAAAUUUUCUGGAAUGAAAAUGUGCUGGGCUUGGUAAACAGUGAGGGCCUUCAUGAUCCGGGCCCCGUGCGUUGGCCCCUUGCCCUGUGCCUCCUAGCAGCGUGGAUCAUCAUCUUCCUUUGUAUGCUGAAGGGCAUCCGCAGCUCUGGCAAGGUGGUUUAUGUUACAGCGACCUUCCCAUACUUUGUCCUCAUCGUGUUGAUCAUCAGAGGAGCCACACUGGAGGGCUCUCUACAGGGCAUUGCUUUCUACCUCACUCCAGACUGGGCCCGUUUAGCUUCUGCACAGGUGUGGAGCGAUGCAGCGUCUCAGAUCUUUUACUCGUUGGGUAUAGGAGUUGGAGGGCUGCUGUCUAUGGCCUCCUACAACAAAUUUGACAAUAAUGUCAUUAGGGACACAAUAAUUAUCACCACAGGAAACUGCUGCACCAGCUUCUUUGCAGGAUUCGCUAUAUUCUCUAUUCUGGGUCACAUGGCCUGGAGGAAGGGAGUAUCUGUCGGAGAGGUGGCUGAUACAGGUCCUGGCUUAGCUUUUGUUGCUUACCCAGAAGCCCUUGCACUGCUGCCAGGCUCUGUAUUUUGGUCCAUUAUGUUCUUCCUCAUGCUAUUUAUGUUGGGGGUCGACACACUGUUUGGCAACAUGGAGGGCAUCACCACUGCCGUGCUUGACGAGUUUCCACAGCUCAGACAGAACAACUUGCACAAGUCCCUGUUCUUGGGCACUUUGUGUUUUGGCUUUUAUCUCAUGGGCCUCCUGCUUGUGACUGAAGGAGGGAUUUACUGGUUCACUCUCAUUGACUCCUUCAGCACCAGUUUUGGCCUCAUCAUCAUCACCCUAUUCAUGUGCAUCGGCAUCUCUUUCUUCUAUGGAGUUAACCAGUUUUGUCAAGACAUCCUCGAUAUGAUCCGUCACUGCCCUCCUUGGUGCAGUAAAGUACUCAUUUACUUUAAAGCCUGCUGGUGUUUCUUCACUCCGUUUUUACUUAUGUUCAUCUUGGCCUUUAUAUUUCUUGAGAUGUACAGCACAUCCCUCAAAUAUGGCUCCUACGUGUUUCCACUAUGGGGUAAAGCUUUAGGCGUGUGCAUGGGCGCCACCUGCUGUCUGCAGAUCCUCAUCUGGGCCAUUGUAGCCAUCUGCAAGGAAACUGGAACCCUGAAACAUCGUUUCCAAAAAGCAAUCCGACCCCUGAAUUCCUGGAGGGUAAAUAACCUGAACAGCACCAUUACACCUGCAGAGUACAUGGAUUCUGAGAGAGUGGAAGGCCCUUUUACCGUCACCCUUACAGACUUGGAUUUUCACGCUAUGACUUGGGACACAGGAAGCCAAGCAUAAGGAAACAGGGAUGAACUUUCAACAAUGGGGAGAAAGAAUCAAAGGAACCUUUUGUUACUCGCCCCACCAAGGCUCUGGUGGCUGCAUCCUUUUAGCUGUGGAGGAACCACUUAAUUUAUAUAUAUUAAAUUGUGUAAAGAGAAUCAUGUAUUAAAAAUGUUUUUCAAUAUGAAUUAUUAAUUUACUGUUUAGUACCUUGAUCAUUUUCUGUCAUAACUAGAGUGAUAAAAUACAAUUAGACAGACAUAAUUAAAGACCCCCCCAACACAGCGAUGAUCAUGCUGGAGUAAUGACUGAUGUUACUGAUGUCACAUGUAACCAUGUAAAAAUUUAUAUAUAUUUUUUUUUAAAUGAAGACUCAAAAUAGGACUUGUAUUUUAAAAACUGAACUUAUUCAUUUCUUAUUGGUUGACCCAGAGCUCACCAUCAACAAUGCUAUGAUUCUCUUAACAAAUUCCAAAUGAGACAAAGUUCAACUUUAACUGAACAAAAAAGAAGUGGCUAUGCUGCAGUUUUUAUUUUUUUAUUUUCUUAUCGUUAACUCAAAACUGUAAGUUAAAAUGUUGCAUUUCUACUUCAGUAAAAAUAAAAACUAUUUCAGAAUA
Oryzias latipes (Japanese medaka) is the source of this 3283-nucleotide messenger RNA. It is a transcript of the gene slc6a7, whose product is annotated as solute carrier family 6 member 7. Gene Ontology annotation, molecular function: amino acid:sodium symporter activity. Gene Ontology annotation, cellular component: plasma membrane. NCBI's taxonomy places the organism in Eukaryota, Metazoa, Chordata, Actinopteri, Beloniformes, Adrianichthyidae. Gene Ontology annotation, biological process: amino acid import across plasma membrane; sodium ion transmembrane transport; nitrogen compound transport. The record is from RefSeq and is a predicted model, not a curated record.